AUGCCCCCCAAAACAACCCCGUCUCCCAACAUCAUCGGCAUCUACGGCCUCCCCGGCGCCGGCAAGACCACCAUCCUCUCCCAGCUCCGCCUGACCGGCGACAUGUCUCCCGCCUACUACGACUACUACGAAGGCUCCGAGGUGAUCGACUCCAUCGUGGACGGCGGGCUGGCCGCGUUCAAGCAGCUGCCGCACGCCGACAAGCAGCGGCACCGCGCCACGGCCAUCCGGCACGUCGGCGACGAGGCGCGGCGCAGCGGCAAGGGCGCCAUCGUGGCCGGCCACUUCAUGCUGCCCGCGACGUCGGGCGAGUCCGACGACGACCUCGACACCGAGCUGCAGCAGGUGUGCACCGACGCCGACCUCGACACCUUUACGCACAUCGUCUACCUCCAGGCGGACCCCGAGGUGGUGCGCAGGCAGCGCGCCGGCGACCAGAGGCGCGCGCGCAAGGCGCUGCCGGCCGACGAGCUUGGGAGGUGGCAGCAGGCGGAGAUGAGGGGGCUUUUUGAGCUGUGCGUCGAUUUUGGGAUCGUGUUUGCGGUCGUGGUGGCUGCCAAAGGGAGAAAGCUGCGCCGCAUAGUGGAUUUGUGUGCGUUUUGGAGCACGGGUGAGGAGGAGAAUGUGGACGCUGCUUUGGACAAGGUUAGGGAGCAGGUUGACAGCGCCCGGCUCGAACAGGCCAAGACCAUUGUCGUGUUCGAUGCGGACCGCACUCUUGCUCCUUAUGAUUCUGGGGUGAUGUUCACCGACGAGGCUGACGCGGAUGGGUACCUCGGACAUCAAGACGACAAGAUGGGCGGGCUGCUCAAGAGGGUCUUCGGCGGACCCCUAGGUUACUCGCACCGCGCGUUCCAGCAGGUCUCGGUCAUGCUCGAGGGUCUGGUCUACCGUAGCGCGCAUAGUCUCGAGCUGCAGGACUUGUACGACGCCACGUGCGAUCUUGUAGCCGGCCACAUCGGAAUGUACCAAGACAUGAUUAUGCACCUGGGGCAGCUCACCUGGAACCAAGAUAUCCUGCCCGUGGUGGUGACGUGCGGUGUCCGCCAGGUCUGGGACAAGGUGCUCCAGCGAGAGAAUCUGCGCGUCCCCGUCAUCGGCGGCGGGCGGGCCAAGGAUGGCUACGUGGUCACGCCAGAGGUCAAGGCUGCGGUCGUGGAAUGGCUCGCCACCAGCGGCUGCGACGGCCGACGGGAAGUCUUUGUGUAUGGCGACAGCCCGCUUGACAUCCCCAUGAUGGCUCGCGCAGACCACGCCUUUGUGGUGGUUGGGGACGAGAAGACGAGAAGCUCUACGAUGGACGCGGAGUUAAAGAAGGCCAUUCGAGGCAAGAUUUUCCGCAAGUCUAGGAACAAGAGGUUCGACACCCACGUCUGGCAGGUCGUGAUGGCUUCGAAAAUCACCCCCCGUCCAGGUCUGCCUAUUACAGAGCUGGAGUGGCCUCAGGAGUGCGCCGUGCUCCAGAAACCAUCGAGGUUCGCCUCUCUAAAGACCUCCAUCACCGACCUCGUGGAAACGACCAAGAGGCGAGGCAAAGAGCUGUGCAAGAUCGACGAGUUGGAGUCCUACUCUUACUCUUACUCCUCGGACUCGUCCAUCUGCAACAGCUACAGAAGCACAGGCCAAUACACCGUACUCAACUACGAGCCGCACGACAACACCAACAUAGCUUUGCACGUCGCCCCCUCGUCAGCCUCCAAGCUCCUCUCCUCGCCCAUGCGCGACGCCUCCAUUGCCGGCCCGGCACUGCAGGAGGCGCACGUGCAGGCGGGACGGUACAUGGCGACGCAUCUCGUCUCCGAGCUGCUCGGCCUGGAGGAGUACAGCAUCCCGCACGUGCAGGGCGUGGACACGGUCGGACACCGGCUCAGGGACGAGGCCGCGACGGUGAUUGUGGCCAUGAUGCGCGGCGGCGAGCCGAUGGCCAGGGGCGUGCACCAGGUGUUCCCCUUGGCCAGGUUCCUGCACGCCAAGCAAGCGACGAAGCUUGAUCGGAGGGACAUUUCGACGUCGGUCGCCAACGUCCUGCUGGUGGACUCGGUCGUCAACACGGGCAAGAGCAUUCGCGAGUUCGUCGAGCACAUUCGCCGCUUCAAUUCCUACGCCGAGAUUGUGGUCGUGGCUGGUGUUGUUCAGAGCGGUGCGAUUGAACGGCAUGGUUCUGGAGCCGCGCACCUUCGGGGGGUCUUUGUGGGCCAUGGCGACGUGAGCAUGGUGGCGCUGAGGCUGUCCGAGAACAAGUACACUGGACAGGGCGGCACUGACACGGGUAAUCGGCUCUUUAACACGACGCACUGGGCGUAA
Pyricularia oryzae 70-15 is the source of this 2304-nucleotide messenger RNA. RefSeq lists its product as uncharacterized. Gene Ontology annotation, molecular function: magnesium ion binding. Gene Ontology annotation, cellular component: cytoplasm. Gene Ontology annotation, biological process: L-serine biosynthetic process; dephosphorylation. Bases 1 to 2304 code for a protein of 767 amino acids. The transcript has a single exon. NCBI's taxonomy places the organism in Eukaryota, Fungi, Ascomycota, Sordariomycetes, Magnaporthales, Pyriculariaceae. The record is from RefSeq and is a predicted model, not a curated record.